AUGGGCGACCUCGAGGACAAAAUCCUGAAGAAGAAUAUCCCCGGCAAGUACACAUGGUGGGAAAAGGACAGCGACGAAGAAGGAGAAACCGCUCGGGCGGACUGGGUAGACCGGGAGGCGAGCGACCCCGAGAGGGAGAUGACGGAGAUGGAGAAGCAAAAGAAGUGGGUAGACAACGAUUGCCCCGAGCCCAUCCGGCGGACGAUCAUGGCGCGGCAGGAGAAGGAGAGGGCGAGGACUGGCGUGAAGGGCGUGCUGGCUGAUUUCGACGCCUGGAAACUCUCGGCGGAUGCGGAGGAUCUCAUUGCUAAGGAGUACCGAGCGGCGAUGCUCAAACGCAUGACGGAGGGUCAUACAGUUCCAGGUUCCUUGGCUGCCACCACCACCACCACCGCCACCACCGGCGACGGCAGCGACGGCAGUGACGAUGACGACGACGACGGGGGUUUCCUAGGGAGCUACCGCCGAAGGCGGUUGGAGCAGCUCAAGGCCACCGCGGGGCGGCCGCAGUUCGGGCAGAUCGUGGAGGCGGAGCGCUCAACGUUUGUCUCAGCGGUGGACACAGAGGACCCCAGGACUAGCGUGGUCGUGCAUCUGUACGAGCCGUAUAUCGACGCUUGUCGCCGAAUGAACAGGUUCUUGGAGGUAUGUGUACUAUGUAGGUUUGUGCGGGGGGGCGGCGGAGGGCUAAAGGUUGGUGAGAGCACGCUUUCGUUGAUGGCGGCUGCGACGCUUUUCGCGACUUGUUGCCUCGCGAGCAGAUACUUGGAGAUAUACAAGGUUUUGGCGACCAAGCAGCCCACGGUGAAGUUUCUGCGGCUGAGGAGCUCGGCGGCAGAGGGGGGCGACUACGACCCAGUGGCCCUGCCGACGCUGCUGCUCUACAGGGCGGGGGAAGUAGUCGGGUGCAUGACACGUGUCACUGACGACAUCGGGGAGAACUUCACGCAGGAGGACGUGGAGUGGCUGCUGCAGGAGCACGACGUUUUCGAGGCAUUACAGAACCCACAAGUUUCGGGGGCAGGGGCGGGGGGAGCGGGCGAAGGGGUUGCGGGGGGUGUUCACGGCAUGUCGACCGGCCGGAGGCGAAGAGAAGAUGGCCUCGCUGACAGCGACGAUGACGCUGGCAACGACAGCUGA
Molecule: messenger RNA, 1140 nt
Organism: Ectocarpus siliculosus
Lineage: Eukaryota; Phaeophyceae; Ectocarpales; Ectocarpaceae
Source: the annotation of a GenBank genome assembly